GGUCGGCGGCCCCCGCGAGAGCGCCGGAGGAGACGGGAAGCGCCAGGGAGCGACGGAUCGCCGGCCAGGCAAGGGACAGAAGUAUGAUGUGAUGGAUAUAAUUAUGGGACACUGUGUGGGGACACGACCUCCUUCUUCUUGCCUCAUCCUCCUGCUUCUCAAGCUCUUGGCCACUGUGUCCCAGGGGCUGCCAGGGACAGGGCCCCUGGGCUUUCACUUCACACAUUCCACUUACAAUGCUUCAGUCUAUGAGAAUUCUGCAGCAAGGACCUACGUCAAUAGCCAGAGUAGAAUGGGCAUCACCUUGAUAGACCUGUCCUGGGAUAUCAAAUACAGAAUAGUGUCCGGAGAUGAGGAAGGCUUUUUCAAAGCAGAAGAAGUCAUCAUUGCAGAUUUCUGUUUUCUCAGAAUAAGAACCAAGGGUGGGAAUUCUGCCAUUUUGAAUAGGGAAAUUCAGGACAAUUAUUUAUUGAUAAUCAAGGGUUCUGUCAGAGGAGAAGAUUUGGAAGCAUGGACCAAAGUGAACAUCCAGGUUUUAGAUAUGAACGACCUGAGGCCUCUGUUUUCACCCACGACGUAUUCUGUUACAAUAGCGGAAAGCACACCGCUAAGGACGAGUGUUGCUCAGGUGACAGCCACUGACGCUGACAUUGGUUCUAACGGAGAGUUCUACUACUACUUUAAAAACAAAGUUGAUCUCUUUUCGGUUCACCCCACAAGUGGUGUCAUCUCCUUAAGUGGACGAUUAAAUUAUGAUGAAAAGAACAGGUAUGAUCUGGAAAUUUUAGCUGUGGAUCGAGGAAUGAAACUCUAUGGGAACAAUGGAGUGAGCAGUACUGCAAAGCUUUAUGUUCACAUUGAACGUGUAAAUGAACAUGCUCCGACGAUCCAGGUAGUCACGCAUGUUCCUUUCUUGUUGGAUAAAGAGCCGACGUAUGCAGUAGUGACAGUUGAUGACCUGGACGAGGGGGCCAAUGGAGAGAUCGAAUCUGUUUCCAUCGUGGCUGGAGAUCCUUUAGAUCAGUUCUUCCUGGCUAAGGAAGGAAAGUGGAUGAAUGAGUACAAGAUCCAGGAGAGGAAACAAGUUGACUGGGCAAGCUUUUCCUAUGGUUACAACCUCACUCUUCAAGCAAAGGACAAAGGGUCACCUCAAAAGUUUUCAGCACUGACGAUAGUCCACAUUGCCAACCCUAAAAGAGACAGUGUCCCGGUUCAAUUUGAAAAAGAAGUGUAUGAGGUCAACAUAAGUGAGUUUUCCCCUCCUGGUGUUAUGGUUGCUAUAGUAAAAUUAAGUCCUGAACCUCUGGAUGUGGAAUACAAAUUAUCUCCUGGUGAAGAUGCAGACUACUUCAAAAUCAAUCCACGGACAGGUCUGAUUGUCACAGCACAGCCCCUGAAUACCAUUAAGAAGGAGCUUUAUAAGCUGGAGGUGACAAACAAAGAAGGAGAUAUAAAAGCACAAGUUACCAUUGGCAUAGAAGAUGCAAAUGACAACACCCCAGAAUUCCAACAGGGCCUAUAUGAUAUUUUUGUGAAUGAAAGUGUUCCAGUAGGAACAAGCAUUCUGUCAGUGUCCGCUUCUGAUAAGGACAAAGGAGAAAAUGGGUACAUCACUUAUAGUAUUGCCAGCCUGAAUUUGUUACCAUUUGCCAUUAACCAGUUUACGGGUGUAAUUAGCACAACUGAAGAAUUAGAUUUUGAAUCUUCUCCAGAAGUUUACAGGUUCAUCGUCAGAGCCUCUGACUGGGGUUCACCAUACCGCCACGAAAGUGAGGUAAACGUGACCAUCCGAAUAGGAAAUGUCAAUGACAACAGCCCUCUCUUUGAAAAAGUAGCUUGCCAGGGAGUUAUUUCCUAUGACUUCCCAGUCGGUGGUCACAUCACAGCUGUGUCCGCGAUCGAUAUUGAUGAACUUGAACUUGUGAAGUACAAGAUCAUUUCUGGAAAUGAACUUGGUUUCUUUUAUUUAAACCCAGACUCUGGUGUUUUACAACUUAAAAAGUCACUGAUGAGUCCCGGCAUAAAAAAUGGUAAUUUUGCCCUGAGAAUUACAGCAACUGAUGGAGAGAAUUUUGCAGACCCCAUGGCCAUUAACAUUUCAGUCCUGCAUGGGAAAGUGUCUUCAAAGAGCUUCAGCUGCAGAGAAACUCGUGUGGCUCAGAAACUGGCAGAAAAGCUACUCAUUAAGGCAAAAGCAAAUGGGAAGCUGAAUUUGGAAGAUGGAUUUCUUGACUUUUACUCAGUUAAUAGGCAAGGACCGCAUUUUGACAAGUCUUUUCCUUCCGAUAUGGCUGUGAAGGAGAAUCUACCAGUUGGUGCUAACAUCCUGAAGAUUAAAGCCUAUGAUGCUGACUCUGGCUUUAAUGGGAAGGUGCUAUUUACAAUAUCCGAUGGAAAUACUGACAGUUGCUUUAAUAUUGAUAUGGAGACUGGGCAGCUUAAAGUCCUUAUGCCCAUGGAUCGAGAGCACACAGACCUCUAUCUCCUUAAUAUUACCAUCUAUGACUUAGGUAAUCCCCAGAAAUCUUCGUGGAGACUGCUGACCAUCAAUGUAGAGGAUGCAAAUGAUAACAGCCCCAUUUUUCUUCAAGAUAGUUACUCUGUUAACAUUCUUGAAAGUUCAAGCAUUGGUACUGAGAUUAUUCAAGUGGAAGCCAGAGACAAAGACCUGGGUUCUAAUGGAGAAGUGACUUACUCAGUCUUGACAGAUACACAACAGUUCGCCAUCAACAGCUCAACUGGAGUCAUUUAUGUAGCAGACCAGUUGGACCGAGAAUCCAAAGCAAACUAUUCCUUGAAAAUAGAAGCCAGAGACAAGGCAGAAAAUGGUCAGCAGCUAUUUGCAGUGGUCACGCUUAAGGUUUUUCUGGAUGAUGUGAAUGACUGCUCCCCAGCCUUCAUCCCCAGCAGCUAUAGUGUGAAGGUUCUUGAAGACCUCCCUGUUGGCACCGUCAUUGCUUGGUUGGAAACUCAUGAUCCAGACCUCGGAUUGGGAGGUCAAGUGCGUUAUUCUUUGGUCAAUGACUAUAAUGGGAGAUUUGAAAUAGAUAAAGCAAGUGGCGCCAUCCGCUUGAGCAAAGAGCUUGACUACGAAAAGCAACAGUUUUAUAAUCUCACAGUUCGGGCUAAAGACAAAGGACGGCCUGUUUCUUUGUCAUCUGUUUCCUUUGUUGAGGUGGAAGUUGUGGAUGUCAAUGAAAACCUUCAUACCCCCUACUUUCCAGACUUUGCUGUUGUUGGAUCUGUGAAAGAAAACUCACGUAUUGGAACAAGUGUACUCCAGGUGACCGCCCGAGAUGAGGACUCCGGCAGGGACGGAGAGAUCCAGUACUCCAUCAGGGACGGCAGCGGACUGGGAAGGUUCAAUAUAGAUGACGAGAGUGGGGUCAUCACUGCUGCAGACGUUCUUGAUCGAGAAACAACAGGGUCGUACUGGCUGACAGUGUAUGCCACAGACAGGGGCGUUGUUCCACUCUAUUCCACCAUUGAAGUCUACAUUGAACUUGAAGAUGUGAAUGACAAUGCCCCGCUGACCUCGGAACCCAUUUAUUAUCCUGUUGUCAUGGAAAAUUCACCCAAGGAUGUAUCUGUCAUUCAGAUCCAAGCUGAAGACCCCGACUCCAGUUCCAAUGAAAAACUGACAUACAGGAUUACAAGUGGGAAUCCACAGAAUUUUUUUGCCAUCAAUAUCAAAACAGGUCUGAUUACCACCACCUCAAGGAAACUGGACCGAGAACAGCAGGCAGAACAUUUUCUGGAGGUCACUGUGACAGAUGGUGGCUCUUCUCCAAAACAAUCAACCAUUUGGGUAGUGGUUCAGGUUCUGGAUGAAAAUGACAACAAACCCCAGUUCCCUGAGAAGGUCUACCAGAUCAAGCUACCAGAACGAGAUCGAAAGAAGAGGGGAGAACCCAUUUACAGGGCUUUUGCAUUUGAUAGAGAUGAAGGCCCCAACGCAGAAAUCUCCUACAAUAUUGUAGAUGGGAAUGAUGAUGGAAAGUUCUUUAUUGACCCUAAAACUGGCAUGGUUUCUUCCAGAAAGCAAUUUACAGCAGGGAGUUAUGACAUCCUAACGAUAAAGGCCGUGGACAAUGGCCGCCCACAGAAAUUCUCCACGGCUCGCCUCCACAUUGAAUGGAUUAAGAAACCACCCCCUUCACCUGUCCCGCUGACCUUCGACGAGCCGUUUUAUAACUUCACAGUAAUGGAAAGCGAUAGAGUGACCGAGAUUGUGGGGGUAGUGUCAGUGCAGCCGGCCAACACCCCGCUGUGGUUUGACAUAGUCGGGGGGAAUUUUGACAGCUCUUUUGACGCAGAGAAGGGUGUUGGGACAAUUGUCAUCGCAAAACCUUUGGAUGCAGAGCAGAGGUCUGUCUAUAACAUGACUGUGGAAGUCACCGAUGGGACAAAUGUUGCUGUCACUCAGGUAUUUAUCAAAGUGCUGGACAAUAAUGAUAAUGGUCCAGAAUUCUCUCAGCCACAUUAUGAUGUGACAAUUUCUGAGGAUGUGCUUCCAGACACAGAAAUACUGCAAAUUGAAGCCACAGAUAGAGAUGAGAAGCACAAGCUGAGCUACACUGUCCACAGUAGCAUCGACUCCAUCAGCAUGAGAAAAUUCCGGAUUGACCCCACCACCGGCAUGCUCUACACUGCCGAGAGACUGGACCACGAGGCUCAGGAUAAGCACAUUCUCAACAUAAUGGUCAGAGAUCAGGAGUUUCCUUAUCGAAGAAACUUGGCCCGAGUCAUUGUGAAUGUGGAAGAUGCUAAUGAUCACAGCCCUUAUUUUACCAAUCCACUGUAUGAAGCAUCUGUGUUUGAAUCGGCUGCUUUGGGAUCAGCUGUUCUGCAAGUGACGGCUCUGGACAAAGACAAAGGGGAAAAUGCAGAACUCAUAUAUACCAUAGAAGCAGGGAAUACCGGGAACACGUUUAAGAUCGAGCCAGUCCUGGGCAUCAUCACUAUUUCCAAAGAACCAGACAUGACAACAAUGGGUCAGUUUGUCCUGUCUGUCAAAGUCACAGAUCAAGGUUCCCCACCAAUGUCUGCCACUGCAAUUGUGCGCAUUUCUGUCACCAUGUCUGAUAACUCUCACCCCAAGUUCACUCACAAAGACUACCAAGCUGAAGUAAACGAGAAUGUUGAUAUUGGAACAUCAGUCAUUCUAAUCUCUGCCAUCAGUCAAUCAACCCUCAUUUAUGAAGUCAAAGAUGGAAACAUUGAUGGAAUCUUCACCAUCAAUCCAUAUUCUGGAGUCAUCACCACUCGAAGGGCUCUGGAUUAUGAGCAUACUUCUUCUUAUCGACUCAUCAUUCAGGCCACUAACAUGGCAGGAAUGGCUUCCAAUGCCACAGUUCAUGUUCAGAUUGUUGAUGAAAAUGAUAACGCUCCAGUCUUUCUCUUUUCUCAAUACUCAGGCAGUCUAAGUGAGGCAGCCCCAAUCAAUAGCAUUGUCAGGAGCUUAGAUAACAGCCCACUGGUCAUUCGAGCCACUGAUGCUGAUAGUAACCAGAACGCACUGCUCGUGUAUCAAAUUGUGGAGUCCACAGCCAAGAAGUUUUUCACAGUGGACUCCAGCACAGGUGCAAUCAGAACAAUUGCAAACCUAGACCAUGAAACCAUUGCCCAUUUCCAUUUUCAUGUGCAUGUGAGGGACAGUGGGAGCCCCCAGCUGACUGCAGAGAGUCCUGUCGAAGUCAACAUCCAGGUGACAGAUGUGAAUGAUAACCCACCUGUUUUCACUCAAGCUGUGUUUGAGACCAUCUUACUUCUCCCUACCUACACUGGAGUGGAGGUUCUGAAAGUUAGUGCCACAGAUCCUGACUCUGAAGUGCCCCCUGAACUGACUUACAGCCUAAUGGAAGGCAGCUUGGAUCAUUUUUUAAUUGACUCAAAUAGUGGAGUACUCACCAUAAAAAACAACAACCUUUCCAAAGAUCACUACAUGCUGAUAGUGAAAGUGUCUGAUGGAAAGUUCUACAGCACAUCCAUGGUCACCAUCAUGGUUAAAGAAGCCAUGGACAGUGGCCUCCACUUUACACAAAGCUUUUACUCCACCUCAAUCUUAGAGAACAACACUAACAUAACCAAAGUUGCUAUUGUCAAUGCAGUUGGAAACCGCCUUAACGAGCCCUUAAAAUACAGCAUUUUAAACCCAGGUAAUAAAUUCAAGAUAAAAUCUACCUCAGGAGUUAUUCAGACCACUGGAGUUCCCUUUGACCGUGAAGAACAAGAACUGUAUGAGUUGGUAGUGGAGACCAGCCGUGAGCUAGACCAUCUACGUGUGGCGAGGGUGGUGGUCAGAGUUAACAUUGAAGACAUAAAUGACAAUUCUCCAGUCUUUGUGGGCCUCCCUUACUAUGCUGCUGUGCAAGUUGAUGCUGAGCCUGGGACUCUGAUAUACCGGGUGACAGCCAUUGACAGAGAUAAAGGUGCAAAUGGAGAUGUGACCUAUGUCCUUCAGGAUGAUUAUGGCCACUUUGAAAUUAACCCUAAUUCAGGGAAUGUUAUUUUAAAAGAAGCAUUCAACUCUGACUUGUCCAACAUUGAGUAUGAAGUCACUGUUGUAGCCAAAGAUGGUGGAAAACCCUCUUUGUCCACAUCUGUGGGACUUCCCAUCACCAUUGUCAACAAAGCAAUGCCAGUGUUCGAUAAGCCAUUUUACACAGCAUCCAUCAAUGAAGACAUUAGAAUGGACACUCCCAUUCUAAGCAUCAAUGCAACCAGUCCAGAAGGUCAAGGCAUCAUAUAUAUUAUUAUUGAUGGGGAUCCUUUUAAACAGUUUAACAUUGAUUUUGAUACUGGAGUCCUGAAAGUUGUUAGUCCUCUAGAUUAUGAAGUUACAUCUAUUUACAAGUUGACAGUAAGAGCCAGUGAUGCCCUCACUGGUGCUAGGGCUGAAGUCACUGUUGACUUGCUAGUUAACGAUGUAAAUGACAACCCUCCUAUUUUCGAUCGGCCCACAUACAAUACAACAUUAUCAGAAGCAUCUCUCAUUGGCACACCUGUUUUGCAAGUUGUCUCCACUGACGCAGACUCAGGAAACAAUAAAAUGGUUCAUUAUCAGAUUGUGCAGGAUACCUACAACAGCACAGACUAUUUUCACAUAGACAGCUCAAGUGGCUUAAUCCUGACAGCAAGGAUGCUGGACCAUGAGUUAGUACAACACUGCACUUUGAAAGUCAGAGCAACAGAUAAUGGUUUCCCAUCACUGAGCAGUGAGGUUCUGGUUCAUAUCCACAUUUCUGACAUAAAUGACAACCCUCCAGUUUUUAAUCAACUCAUUUAUGAGUCAUAUGUGAGUGAAUUAGCCCCCCGGGGCCAUUUUGUAACCUGUGUGCAAGCCUCAGAUGCAGACAGCUCUGACUUUGACCGGUUAGAAUAUAGCAUUUUGUCUGGGAAUGACCGGACAAGCUUUCUGAUGGACAGCAAGAGUGGAGUUAUCACCCUGUCUAACCACCGAAAACAGAGGAUGGAGCCCCUGUAUAGCCUCAAUGUCUCUGUUUCUGAUGGGUUAUUCACCAGCACUGCACAGGUACAUAUCAGGGUACUCGGGGCCAACUUGUACAGCCCCUCCUUUUCGCAAAGCACAUAUGUGGCUGAGGUGAGAGAGAAUGCAGCUGCUGGUACAAAGGUAAUUCAUAUUCGAGCCACAGAUGGGGACCCAGGCACAUAUGGGCAGAUCAGCUAUGCCAUCAUUAAUGAUUUUGCCAAGGACCGAUUUCUCAUAGAUAGCAAUGGACAAGUCAUCACAACCGAACGGCUAGACCGGGAAAACCCUCUGGAAGGAGAUGUUAGUAUUUUCUUGAGGGCCCUCGACGGUGGAGGAAGGACAACUUUCUGCACUGUGAGGGUGAUUGUUGUGGAUGAAAAUGACAACGCACCCCAGUUCAUGACAGUAGAAUACAGAGCCAGUGUAAGGGCAGAUGUGGGAAGGGGCCACUUAGUCACUCAAGUUCAAGCAAUGGAUCCAGAUGAUGGAGCAAACUCAAGGAUUACUUAUUCCCUCUACAGUGAGGCCUCUGUCUCAGUGGCUGACCUCUUGGAAAUUGAUCCUGACAAUGGAUGGAUGGUCACAAAGGGUAGUUUUAACCAGCUGAAAAAUACAGUGCUGUCAUUCUUUGUCAAAGCAGUCGAUGGGGGCAUUCCAGUAAAGCACUCCCUCAUUCCAGUCUAUAUCCACGUCUUGCCCCCCGAAACAUUUUUACCUUCAUUCACCCAGUCUCAGUACGCCUUUACCAUAGCAGAAGAUGCAGCCAUUGGGAGCACAGUGGACACCCUGCGCAUUUUACCCAGUCAGAAUGUCCGGUUCAGCACAGUGAAUGGCGAACUGCCAGAGAAUAACAAAGGGGGUGUUUUUAUCAUAGAACAGGAAACAGGCACUAUCAAACUUGACAAGCGCCUUGACCAUGAAAUUAGCCCAGCUUUCCACUUUAAAGUAGCAGCUACUAUCCCCCUGGACAAGGUAGACAUUGUGUUUACCGUGGAUGUAGAUAUCAAGGUAUUGGAUUUGAAUGACAACAAGCCAGUCUUUGAAACUUCAAGCUACGAGACCAUCAUAAUGGAGGGGAUGCCUGUUGGCACCAAGCUCACACAGGUGAGAGCUACCGAUAUGGACUGGGGAGCCAACGGGCAGGUCACUUACUCCCUCCACUCAGAUUCCCAUCCUGAAAAGGUAAUGGAAGCAUUCAAUAUUGACAGCAACACAGGCUGGAUCACUACCUUGAAGGACCUGGAUCACGAGACAGACCCUGCUUUCUCCUUCUCUGUGGUGGCCUCUGACCUAGGAGAGGCAUUCUCUCUUUCUUCCAUGGCUCUGGUCUCUGUCAGGGUGACGGAUAUAAAUGACAAUGCACCGGUGUUCGCCCACGAGGUGUACCGAGGGAAUGUGAAGGAGAGUGACCCUCCAGGAGAGGUGGUGGCUGUGCUCAGCACAUGGGACAGAGACACUUCUGACAUUAAUCGCCAAGUGAGCUACCAUAUUACAGGAGGAAACCCCAGAGGAAGGUUUGCUCUAGGCCUGGUGCAGAGUGACUGGAAGGUCUAUGUGAAGAGACCUCUAGAUAGAGAAGAACAGGACAUUUACUUCCUCAAUAUUACCGCCACGGACGGGCUCUUUGUCACACAGGCCAUGGUGGAAGUGACAGUCAGUGACGUAAAUGACAAUAGCCCAGUGUGUGAUCAGGUUGCAUAUACAGCAUCAUUUCCUGAAGACAUUCCAUCUAAUAAAAUCAUCCUGAAGGUCAGUGCCAAGGAUGCUGACAUUGGAUCCAGUGGAGACGUCCGGUACUCGCUCUAUGGAUCUGGAAGCAAUGAAUUUUUCCUAGAUCCAGAAAGUGGUGAAUUAAGAACUUUAGCUCUAUUGGACAGAGAGAGGAUCCCAGUGUACAACCUGAUCGCUAGGGCCACUGAUGGCGGUGGCAGAUUUUGCCAGUCCAAUAUCCGCCUGAUCCUGGAGGAUGUGAAUGAUAACCCGCCUGUGUUCUCUUCUGACCAUUACAACGCCUGUGUCUAUGAGAACACUGCCACCAAGGCUCUGUUGACCAGAGUACAAGCCGUGGACCCUGAUGUUGGCGUCAACAGGAAGGUGCUGUACUCUCUGGCGUUCUCAGCCAAUGGCUUCUUCUCCAUCGACAGCACGUCUGGUAUCAUCAUCUUGGAGCAGCCACUGGACCGAGAACAGCAGUCUUCCUACAACAUCAGUGUGCGAGCCACCGACCAGAGUCCGGGACAGUCCCUUUCCUCUACUGCCACUGUCACUAUUACUGUCCUGGACAUCAACGACAACCCACCUGUGUUUGAGAGGAGGGACUACCUGGUGACAGUGCCUGAGGACACCUCUCCCGGCACCCAAGUUCUAGCUGUUUUUGCCACCAGCAAAGACAUUGGUACAAAUGCUGAGAUUACAUAUCUUAUCCGGUCUGGAAAUGAACAGGGAAAAUUUAGGAUCAAUCCAAAGACAGGGGGUAUUUCUGUCUCUGAAGCCCUAGACUACGAAUUAUGCAAAAGAUUUUACCUGGUUGUGGAAGCUAAAGACGGGGGAACCCCAGCUCUCAGUGCUGCAGCCACUGUCAGCAUCAACCUCACAGAUGUGAAUGACAACCCUCCCAAGUUCAGCCAAGAUGUCUACAGUGCUGUCAUCAGUGAGGAUGCCAUGGUGGGGGACUCUGUCAUUUUGCUAAUCGCAGAAGAUGUAGACAGCCAGCCUAAUGGACAGAUCCACUUUUCCAUUGUGAGUGGAGACCGAGACAAUGAGUUCACUGUGGAUCCUGUCUUGGGACUUGUGAAGGUUAAGAAGAAAUUGGACCGGGAACGGGUGUCUGGAUACUCCCUAAUUGUCCAGGCAGUAGAUGGUGGAAUUCCUGCAAUGUCGUCAACUGCAACUGUCAACAUUGAUAUUUCUGAUGUGAAUGACAACAGCCCAGUAUUUACACCUGCCAACUAUACUGCUGUGAUUCAGGAAAAUAAGCCAGUGGGGACCAGCAUCUUGCAGCUGGUGGUGACAGACAGAGAUUCCUUCCACAAUGGGCCUCCCUUCUCAUUUUCUAUUUUGUCGGGAAACGAAGAGGAGGAGUUUGUGUUGGAUCCUCAUGGGAUCCUUCGGUCAGCAGUGGUUUUCCAGCACACGGAUUCUCCAGAAUAUGUGCUGUGUGUUCAGGCAAAGGAUUCAGGCAAACCGCAGCAAGUUUCUCAUUCCUAUGUCCGCGUGAGGGUCAUUGAGGAAAGUAUUCACAAGCCCACAGCCAUUCCCCUGGAAAUCUUCAUUGUCACCAUGGAGGAUGACUUUCCGGGUGGGGUUAUUGGAAAAAUCCAUGCCACAGAUCAAGAUAUGUAUGAUGUGCUUACAUUUGCCCUGAAAUCAGAGCAGAAAAGCUUGUUCAAAGUGAACAGUCAUGAUGGGAAAAUCAUUGCCCUGGGAGGCCUGGACAGUGGCAAGUAUGUCCUGAAUGUGUCUGUAAGUGACGGCCGCUUCCAGGUGCCCAUCGAUGUGGGCGUGCAUGUGGAGCAGCUGGUCCAUGAGAUGCUGCAGAACACCGUCACCAUCCGCUUUGAGAACGUGUCCCCCGAGGAUUUUGUGGGUCUGCACAUGCACGGGUUCCGGCGCACCUUGCGGAAUGCAGUCCUCACCCAGAAGCAGGACAGCCUGCAUAUCAUCAGCAUCCAGCCCGUGGCAGGCACCAACCAGCUGGACAUGCUGUUUGCUGUGGAGAUGCACAACAGUCAGUUCUACAAGCCAGCCUACCUGAUCCAGAAGCUGUCCAGCGCCAGGCGGCACCUGGAGAACGUCAUUCGCAUCUCAGCCAUCCUGGAGAAGAACUGCUCUGGGCUGGACUGUCAGGAGCAACACUGCGAGCAAACCUUGUCAUUGGAUUCCCAUGCACUCAUGACCUACAGCACAGCUCGCAUCAGUUUUGUGUGUCCACGCUUUUACAGGAAUGUGCGUUGCACCUGUAAUGGAGGACUGUGCCCAGGAUCCAAUGAUCCUUGUGUGGAGAAGCCAUGCCCAGGGGAUAUGCAAUGUGUUGGCUACGAAGCUAGCAGGAGACCGUUUCUCUGCCAGUGUCCACCAGGGAAGCUCGGAGAGUGUUCAGGACACACUUCUCUUAGCUUUGCUGGAAACAGUUAUAUCAAAUAUCGUCUUUCUGAAAAUAGCAAAGAGGAAGACUUCAAACUAGCUCUACGCCUGAGAACACUGCAAAGCAACGGGAUUAUAAUGUACACCAGAGCAAAUCCCUGCAUCAUUCUGAAGAUUGUGGACGGCAAGCUGUGGUUCCAGCUGGACUGCGGUAGCGGCCCCGGGAUCUUGGGCAUCUCCGGCCGUACGGUCAACGAUGGGAGCUGGCACUCGGUCUUCCUGGAGCUCAAUCGCAAUUUCACGAGCCUGUCCCUGGACGACAGCUACGUGGAGCGGCGCAGGGCGCCUCUCUACUUCCAGACGCUGAGCGCCGAGAGCGCCAUCUACUUCGGCGCGCUGGUGCAGGCGGACAACAUCCGCAGCCUGACCGACACGCGGGUCACCCAGGUGCUCGGCGGCUUCCAGGGCUGCCUGGACGCCGUGGUGCUGAACAACAACGAGCUGCCGCUGCAGAACAAACGCAGCAGCUUCGCCGAGGUCGUGGGGCUGACUGAGCUGAAGCUGGGCUGCGUGCUCUACCCCGACGCGUGCGAGCGCGGGCCCUGCCAGCACGGAGGCAGCUGCUCGGCCCUGCCGUCCGGGGGCUACCAGUGCACCUGUCUCUCCCAAUUCACGGGGAGAAACUGUGAGUCUGAGAUCACUGCCUGCUUCCCAAACCCCUGCCGGAAUGGAGGAGCUUGUGACCCGAUAGGAAACACUUUCAUCUGCAGUUGUAAAGCCGGACUCACUGGAGUCACGUGUGAGGAGGACGUCAACGAGUGCGAACGAGAGGAGUGUGAAAACGGGGGCGCCUGCGUGAACGUGUUCGGCUCCUUUCUGUGCAACUGCACGCCCGGCUUCGUGGGCCAGUACUGCGGGCUGCGCCCCGUGGUGGUGCCCAACAUCCAGGCGGGCCAUUCCUACGUGGGCAAGGAGGAGCUCAUCGGGAUCGCCGUGGUCCUCUUCGUCAUCUUCAUCCUGAUCGUGCUCUUCAUCGUCUUCCGCAAGAAGGUCUUCCGCAAGAACUACUCCCGCAACAACAUCACGCUGGUGCAGGACCCCGCCACGGCCGCGCUGCUGCACAAGAGCAACGGCAUCCCCUUCCGCAGCCUGCGCGGGGGCGACGGGCGCAACGUCUACCAGGAGGUGGGGCCCCCGCAGGUGCCCGUGCGCCCCAUGGCCUACACCCCCUGCUUCCAGAGCGACUCCAGGAGCAACCUGGACAAACUCGUGGACGGGCUGGGCGGCGAGCACCAGGAGAUGAGCACGUUCCACCCCGAGUCCCCGCGCAUCCUGACGGCCCGGCGGGGCGUGGUGGUGUGCAGCGUGGCCCCCAACCUCCCGGCCGUGUCGCCCUGCCGCUCGGAUUGCGACUCCCUCCGGAAGGACGGCUGGGACGCUGGCUCCGAGAACAAAGGGGUUGAUGACCCAGGAGAAGUAACCUGUUUUUCAGGCAGUAAUAAAGGCAGCACCUCUGAAGUUCAGUCCCUCAGCUCCUUCCAGUCAGAUUCUGCUGAUGACAACGCCUCCAUAGUGACUGUCAUUCAGCUUGUCAACAAUGUAGUUGACAACAUAGAGAAUGAAGUGUCUGUCAUGGACCAAGGACAAAACUACAACCGAGCCUACCACUGGGACACCUCUGACUGGAUGCCAGGGGCACGCCUGUCAGACAUAGAGGAAGUGCCCAGCUACGAGAACCAGGAUGGAGGACCUGCACACCAGGGCAGCACCCGGGAGCUGGAGAGCGACUACUACCUGGGGGGCUAUGACAUUGACAGCGAAUACCCACCCCCUCAUGAGGAAGAGUUCUUGAGUCAGGACCAGCUGCCCCCUCCCCUGCCUGAAGACUUCCCAGACCAGUAUGAGGCCCUGCCACCCUCCCAGCCUGUCUCCCUGGCCAGCACACUGAGCCCAGACUGCAGGAGAAGGCCCCAGUUCCACCCUAGCCAGUACCUCCCUCCUCACCCCUUCCCCAAUGAAAUGGAUUUGGUGGGCCCUCCUGCCGGCUGUGAAUUUAGUACUUUUGCUGUGAGCAUGAGCCAAGGCACAGAGGCUACAGGCCCAGCAGACAGCGUGUCUCUAUCCUUGCACAAUUCCAGAGGCACCUCGUCCUCAGAUGUGUCGGCCACCUGUGGCUUCGAUGAUUCCGAAGUGGCCAUGAGUGACUAUGAGAGUGUGGGUGAGCCCAGCCUCACCAACCUUCACAUACCCUUUGUGGAGACUCAGCACCAGACCCAAGUGUAGAGGCCAUGCCACGGGCUCCACGCCCUGUUGCCAUGGAAAAAGUGGAAGGGGAUCGGCUGGGCUUGUGUUGCAGUGGAGGACAUUCUGUGGAAAUAUGGUAUUUUCCUCAAGGAACUUCCUCGCAAGUUACAGUAUUCACAAGCAAGCUUGACCCAGUUGGGUGAAAAGGAGAGGCUCAAAAAUUGUUUCUGAGAGGGGGCCAAGAACUCUUGCAGUAGGUACCUGCAUUCAUGGCGAAGAACGCCAAGGAGAGCAGGAAAUGAGCUCACUCACCACUUCAAACAGCAGAUCUCGUACAGCUUUGUGCAGUAUUGUGCCCUAGAAAGUGUGACAGCAUCAGCCCUUGCAGUAUUAAUAACUGGCAACAAUCAGAGAAAUAUUGUUGCAUGUCAUUUUGAGCCAAUGAAAUGAAAAUAAUAAAUGGAAAUAGUAGUAAUGGUUGUUGAAGAAGUUAGUAUCUUAGAUGAACAAAAAGAGAAACAAAUAUCCAAUGAGGAAAUGGGCUAAAGCCUUUAAAAUCAACUCUAUUUUUUUAAUAAGCCACCCAAUUUUCAGCUAAAAAAUUAGGUUUGAGUAACAUGUUUAGUAUGCUGUUUUUUUGCUUGUGUUAAGCAUCCAGUAUGAUAUAGUUGGGUUUUAUGAUCUUUGAGAACGUAAUCAGUGAAGAGCAAUAUGAAGCUAUCUGGGUUCCAACUUGUGGAUUAGGAGAAGAUUAAUGCCAGUCAAACAUUAGAAAGAAUGUGAUUAUCUGGUUUCGUGUUUUCUGGUCAAUUUUUCCAGGCAUCACUAUUAUUCUAUCUUGGCUACACAAAUUGGCCUCUCUUCUUCUACUGUUCUCUAAAAUGUGAUUUAGAAGGUUAAGCAAAAUUCAUAAAUUCAGGACAAAAAGAAAAUGUGAUACUUUCAAAAUUUCAAGCUGAAUAAUCACAAUUCUUAAUAAUGCAGAUAAAAAGGUACAUGUUAUUCUAAAUUCGUAGUAUCAUCAUUAUAAAAUAAUUACAUUUUUAAAAAAGGAAGGUAGACUAGUUAUUGUAUAUAAAUGAUAAGUGUGUGCGUGUCUGGGCCUAUUACAAAUAUGUGCUUGCACUCGAUGCCCAGUGAGGCUGCUCUUAAGGAAAGAAAGCAUGAGGUUCCAGGAAAGGGCCUGUGCUGCAAGCCCUGCCAGCGCACACGCGCACCGUCCAGCUUCUCCAAUCUCAGUGAUGUUAGAGAAACACCAAAUGCCCUAUUUUACUUCAAUUCAGUCAACUUAAUUUUGGUACUGCCAUUUGUAUAAAGUUAAAGCAAAACUGUGCUUUUUAAAAACAGUAUUUUAUAAUUUUCCAGAACAAACCUCAAUUUUAAAAAUGUGUAAUAUUUAAUUAUACCCUGGGGUUUUCCUCCCGUCUGACCUGUGAGCGUUCUCUGUGACUUUCCAAAACUGACAGGAGAAUUAUUCCACUGGAGAUACAAUAACCUGAUACUUAAAAGUUAAAGUCAACAACUUGAGUGACUUUCUUCUUUUGCUUCAAUCAGAUUAUGGCCACCCAUGCAGUGACCGUGGUAAAUACAUUGCAUAUUUGCAAUAUCUGCUGAAUGAGCAAAUCUCUAUGUUCAAAGUUUCUGAUAAUAUCUGGCAUUGGUGUGUAAAUUGUACUGUCAUGAGUCUACAUAUCAUCCACUCAGACGUACUCUUCAUUUUUUCAGUCAUGUUUAAUCCACUUACUUCACGGUAGGAGUUAGUGUUUCUGAACAUUUGUCAUUUUAAAAAUUAUCUCUUUUCAUUCCCAAACUUCCUAAGUGGAUACACUUCACAGGGUUUUCAGCCUUUCUUUUCCUUGUCUGUUGGUCAGACCUACUCAUGGAGGCAUUAUCCACACUGUGGUCUUGAAUUAAAUGAAUUUCACUAAAGCUGCUUUCGAGAAUAAAGUCUUUGGCAUUUUUCUUAUGUAAGAAGCACAUUUUCAAGAAUUACAGAGAAAAUGACAAACUAAUGGGUUAGAAUUGAAUCACUGCUACAUUUUUAAUAAUUCAGUGACAUAAAAACCAUCAAAGUAAAACCAACAAUUCAUUUCUUGCCUCCAGGAAAUAUUAGAAGGAGAUUAAUGCUGAUGAGUCACUACUGCUUACACAGCAUCUCUUCAAGGGAGAAUGCCUGGCUGACACAGUAAUGAAGGCAUAAAUAGAUCCUAAUGAAGUCACCAAAGAAAAUGGUGCCUGCCAUUUGCUCUGACCUAUGUAAAAUAUCACUUUCUUCAAGAUAUUUUCCCUACUUUUUUGCAGAAUACUUCUGCAAUUAAAUAUAUUCCAGAUGAGCAUAUGUUAUGUUUUGAUCCAUUAUCUUUAAACACAUGAUACCUCUUCAUCUUCUGGGAAAUUACAUUGCCCUGUAGAUUACAAAAUGGGUUGCAGUCAAGCCAUAGUGGAACUAGGUGCGGUGACCACUGAUUCAAAGAACUGAUAGGGUCCUAAAGAUUUGCAGGUCCAACACUCAUAUUUCAUAAAAGAGGAAAUAUACCAAGACAGAGGAAGAGACUUGCCCAGGCUCACAGUGGAAGUUAAAUAUCUGAACAAUGACUAGAAACAUCCAUUUGGACAAUGUUCUCUGUACAUAACAUUGUUCACCACGAAACUGCACUGAGCAUGGCAACCAAUUGCUUCCGAUGGACCCUCUGAUCUCCCAACAUUCCUUUUUUGUAAUGCAAGGAAAUAUGUACGCUCCAUGAAUAUAGACUAUUUCUCUGGAAUCUUCAUAAUCUUGUUUCUUUGCAGUACCCUACUCUCAGAAAUGGUAUGCUUAAAGAAUUCAUACAUUUCUUUCGGUGCUCAUCAAAAUUCUACUUUUCCUAAAUUAAUGUUUCUAAAAUUGGCAUGAAGUGGUAAGUACAGAAUUGAAUUUAGGUCAGUCAUCAAUUAUAGAGCAUUUUUGUUUUUGUUUUUAUUUUUCUUACCACUAGCACUGCUUGUUGUUUGUUCCUACCCCCUCCACCAUGAUGAACCACAUGGAAAAUACUUAAGCCACUCAGUAUCUUUCCCUUUUUUCUGACACCUAUGUGCCAUCUCCUGGAAGCCAUGUUCCACUACCCUGUUGUAGGCACUUUACUUGAAUUGCACAUGUUCUGGUCAGGUUGAGAGUAGCCGAGCUGUUGACAUUAGUCAUGCAGCACCUAGAAGCUAUGAGGCAAUAAACAUUGAAUAAAGUAGGUGCUUCAUUUAUUGCCAUUCCUCUACAAGUAUUUUGCUGCUGAGUCCCAUUCAUGUCUUGCUCUCAGUGUCCCCACUCAUGAAACGCCAUACGAAAAGACUUAGUAAUGUAAAUAGGUCAAGCCCAUGCAUCUGAGGUUUGCCCUAUCAUUCUAAUCAACCAGAGCCCUAGAAUGCGGAUUUACUCUGGGAUUCACCUGGGACCUCCCUUGGAAAUCACUAGCACAGCCUGGAAAAAGGACAAGUAGGAUAUAGAUUCCAUUGGCCUUCUGCCUCUUUCCAUCCUCAUCCUACCCAUUACCCUCACUAAUGCUGUGUCUCCAUAUCAAAGUCAAGGGGGCUGAGGAGAGAGAUGAUCAAGAUAAAUCAUUUUAAGACCAAAAUAACAUUUUUUAAUAGAAUGAUUCAGAAAAACCUAGUGUUCAUGUUGCAUGGAUUGUUCAGGUAAUUUUCUGGCCUCUUCAGUCUGCUGCCCUGUCAGUACACAGAUACUGCUAACAUGGUUUGGCUUUGAUGUUUUCACUUGCUUCAAGCCAUGGGAAAAGCAGAUGUGAAGAGGCAUUUCUCUAGUGUAAUCAUUUUGUGUGGUCCAUGAAGAUGCUUAUGUGUUUUUGCUGGUUUGUGUCCUGCAAUGUUCAACUGCACAUUAUUCUGAUGAAUACCCUCAGUGUCUUCGAGCUUCUGAUUACAUAAUACCGAGGUCAAAGUCACUAUAUGUGGGGUUGGUAUCAGUUAAUAUUUAGCCAGCUGGCUAAGAUGGGAAAAGAAUAAGGUAUUUCUUUCCUUACAUAUUAAUGAAAAGCAAUAAUUACAUGUAAUAAUACACAAAGGCCAUAAUUAGUCUCUUCCAAUGUUUAGGAUGCACUAGAGAAUUGGACAGUGAUAUGGAGUGUGUUUGGACCCAUUCGUAUGUACUAUAGCACCCUUCCAACAAGCAAACACCUGAAUUGCUACUAUCCAACGAUUUUAUGAGCCCACAUUACUGCAUUUUGGGAGUGACAAAUGUGUUUGGAAAGGGAGGCCGUUCUUUUUAAGCACUGUAUCAGAGAUUGUCUUGUACAUUUACCUGUUGUAAACAGGCUGGUUUGUAAAAGAUGUAUGUUUUGGUGUUUAAAAUGUUUAUAAAAUUGUAUAUAAAUGGUUUCAAUUUUCCAGGCUUUUGUAGAUACUAUAUUUGAUGCCUAUCAGGAUGCUUUAAUUUGGAGGGUCCAAUAUAAUUCCAAGUCAUCCAUGCUGUUGUUCUCUGAACUUUUGCGGUAACUACACACACAAAACAGAGAAUUUUAGAUUUGAAAGUGAUGUUUGUUAAUCAUUUCAAAAUGUACUGUAACCUUUCUUUGGUUCUACUGUCUUCAUUUAACUUCCUCUGUUAUCAAGAAAAUGAUUUCUAUUGACAUUAUUUAGGAUGAAUGUGUUUUCCGCAUUAUUAAGUACCUGACUAUUGUACCAUUUCAGUCAAAAUGAGGCCCAUCAUUUCUUCACCUGCAUGCGCACUCACCCAAAUGUGCACACACCACACACCACACCUUAUGCAAAAGGGAAAGCUGACACUUGAAGUGAAACUUGUCCCUAAGGGAAAAAGAUUGUUUCUGCAUAUAUUGCUGUGGGCAGUAUUCAGUCUUGUGUUCUUAAAAAAAAAAAAAAUUCAAAGCAAAACAAAACAAAAACACCACACACACAAAAGAAGGAAAACAAACUAACCACCACCAACAACAAAAACCCCAACAGUGUACAGGUUUGUAACUGCCAAAAUUUGAUGGUUAAAACAAGUUUUCGAGUAAAAAAAGAAUGAAACUA
Molecule: messenger RNA, 18838 nt
Organism: Chinchilla lanigera (long-tailed chinchilla)
Lineage: Eukaryota; Metazoa; Chordata; Mammalia; Rodentia; Chinchillidae
Gene: Fat3
Product: FAT atypical cadherin 3
Biological process (GO): homophilic cell-cell adhesion
Cellular component (GO): cell-cell junction; plasma membrane
Molecular function (GO): calcium ion binding
Source: RefSeq, a predicted model, not a curated record